This is a messenger RNA of Gavialis gangeticus (Gharial), 3501 nucleotides long. It is a transcript of the gene JAM3, whose product is annotated as junctional adhesion molecule 3. Gene Ontology annotation, biological process: cell adhesion; angiogenesis. The record is from RefSeq and is a predicted model, not a curated record. The transcript is spliced from 8 exons. NCBI's taxonomy places the organism in Eukaryota, Metazoa, Chordata, Crocodylia, Gavialidae. Gene Ontology annotation, molecular function: protein heterodimerization activity; protein homodimerization activity. The annotation marks the transcript as partial.
GCUGUGCUGUUUCUUACUUCCCUCUUUGUUUUCACAGGCUGUAGGAUCCUGGCCGUGGAGCUGACAUCCAAGGACCUUAAACCAGUGGUGCAGGAAUUCCAAAGUAUCGAACUGUCCUGCAUCAUUACAUCCACCACGACGCCUGACCCCAGGAUCGAGUGGAAGAAGAUCCAGCACGGCGACACCUCAUAUGUGUUCUUUGACAAUAAAAUGCAGGGGGACUUCAUGACGCGUGCAGAAAUUUAUGGCCGGACGUCGCUGGUGAUCAAAAACGUCACCCGCAUGGAUACGGCCACAUACCGCUGUGAAGUGGCGGCGCCCAAUGACAAAAAGAACAUCGACGAACUAAACAUCGAGCUCACAGUGCUAGUGAAACCUGUGACUCCCAGGUGCAGAGUGCCUAAAGCCGUACCUGUGGGCAAAUCCGCUUCCCUUCACUGCCAGGAGAAUGAAGGCUACCCGGCCCCCAUUUACAGCUGGUACCGCAACAGCGAACCUUUACCAACAGACUCCAAAUCUAAUGCCAAAUUCCAGAAUUCCUCCUUCAUCUUGAAUCCAGAAACCGGCACUCUGGUCUUCCACGCUGUGCACAAGGGUGAUACGGGCCGUUACUACUGCAUAGCAACGAAUGACGCUGGCGUAGCCAAGUGUGAGGAGCAAGAGAUGGAAGUCUAUGACCUUAAUAUUGCUGGGAUUGUUGGCGGAGUCCUGGUUGUCCUAGUGGUUUUGGUGCUGAUAACUCUUGGUAUCUGCUGUGCCUACAGAAGGGGCUACUUCGUAAACAACAAGCAGAACGGGAAAAACUACAAGACUCCUGCCAAACCAGAGGGUGUUAACUACAUCCGGACAGAUGAGGAGGGUGAUUUCAGACAUAAGUCUUCAUUUGUCAUAUGAGAUGCCAAUACGAUACUGUGAGUCAGCAAGAACAAGUGUGAGAAUGCCUCCUCCAGGAACUUGAGAACAAAAGAUGAACAAAGUAUGCCUGGAGGAGUUUGUACACACAUGGACUUGAUUUUUUUUUUUUUGCCAAAGCUUAAGAACAUCCUCACUGCCCAGCCAUUCUCCCUCUCCCCACAACUGGCUCCCCCCAGAGAUGCUGAUCGGGAUCACCUAAGUCUUUUCUUUCUGAACUGCAGAAGCUUGUAGAACUCUCUUCUUCCUGUGGGGCAGGGAUCGAGACAGUGUACAAACCAAAUGGGGAAGCAGCAUUAGGUUAACGUGCAUCUAAAUGUGAUAGGCAAAAAGGCACUGACACAGCACAAGAGACUAAAGAAUAAGAUUUAUCGAUGCAAUAGGAGAAAUCUGCUCACCCUAAUGUAUUUGGAAGCAUACUAGGCUUCUGUGCUGUGCACAAAUGAGGGCUCCGAGCCCUUCUUAGCAUAAUUUUAUGUUUGAAGCUCUGCUAGGAUGAUUUGACAAAAUAUCUGUCUCAUCGAUUCUACAAAUCCCCGUGUGUGAGCAUUUAUGCUAGCUGGCCACUGUUCAGGGCAUGGCAAUAGCCUCAACCAUUUGACUUUUGGGGACUUCAAGAUCAGGCUUUGAUUCUGCAGGUCCAGAAUGAGCAGCUGAGUUGAGUCUAUAGUGGGGAGGGGGUGCAGAUACCAUGCAGGCAACUAACAUGAGUUAAAAUGUCUUGGCCCUGCUGCCGUAUUUAACUUUUUACUCGCGGUGUAUGGCAUCAGUCCAAAAGGAUUGCUUUUGUACACGGCUUUACAAAACUUCUACCACAUGAAGGCAGCUUUUCAUUCUAAUCAGCACAAAGCAGGCUUGCCUGCUGUAUUUUACUAUGUUAGGACGCUUGCAGUAGAGGUGGAAAAUCUUAAAUGUUUCAAUAUCCCUCAAGUGAAAAUUGAAGCCAAAUGCAUUCUUUGGGACUAAUAUUUUCAAAAGGUACUGAGAUGUCUUCAAGCUUUUAUUUUUUUUUAAACAGUUCCCAUUUUUUUUUGUAAAAUUCUGCAUUCUAAAUUUUUGCAAAGAUAUAUUUUGAUUACUUCAAAGAAGGUAACAUUUCUAUUUAAAAUGUAAAUAUGCUAUGCCAACAGUAUUAAAUAAUGUUGCUAUUUUUAAAAAAAGUCAUUUUUAGGCUACAGACAGGAGCUCAAAUGCUGUGACAGCGGAGCACUGUCAGAGCAUAUCAGUAUUAUUGCAAAGAGUAUAGUAAAGCAACUUAAAAGGCUGCAGAUGGAGAUGCAUCCCUUUUCUCCUUACCUAGCUACAGCAAUUUCUGUGCCAAGAGAUCUUACAGGAUACAAAAUGGAGAGUCACUCAGGGAUGGGUUUUGUAACUUUAAGGUAGGAGCUAGUCAGCUUUUAUUUCAAAUUAUUUUUCUUGCAAGAAAACAUUUAUUUCUAAGAAAUAUCCUGUGAUUUUUUUUUUUUUUAUUCAGUUAUGAGCCGGUAACAGAGUGACUUAUGUACCACUCCCUAUGCAAGUUCUUCAGUUAACUUUAAUUCAUUUUAAUUCCUGUGAAUUUGAAUUGCAUAGCUUCAGUAAAAAAAUCUGGAGUUGUGCAAGCAAAAUGCUUGUCACAGAAGUAGUUUUGAAAUAUUAAUUGCAACUUUUCCUUAGCUGGUAAAACUACCACUCCUUUUUGACUUUGAAAGGGAUCAGUUAGAACCCCUGGUUCUUCAGAAAAACACUUAUUGCAUUGGAUAAAAGCAAAAUAGGCAGAUGCAACACUGCAACUGUGCUGUGGUUAAAGAAUGGGUUUUUAAUGUAGCAUAAUUUAGUGUUCUUGUAUUUCAACUAUAAAUUGAGUUGUCUUAACUUUUGAUGCAUACAGUAUUUUGAAUACUUGGCAAUUUGGACUGUCAGUGUUAUUUUUUAGUGUUUUGUAUUAAUCUGCCUUGGAUUUCUCACCAGAUAUUGAGUGAUUUUUUUUUUUUUUUUUAAGGGGCCUCACUGGACAUGCCAUUGCUGCAUUUAUUUAAAUGCUUGUCUCACUACUUUCCCCUUCUGUUAUUGAGGUGGAGUUGAAGUUGGGACAGCAAUGCCCACAUGCUCUUUGGAUGGUGGCAAGUUGACCACUGCUGCCUUGCAAUUAUGGUUACCUUUAAGUGAUGCUCUUCAAAACCAGGUAUUACUGUCCACUGGCUGCAUGUUGUCCUCUAGUCAACAUGGUGACAGGGUACUUAAAGACACUUCUCCUUUACCAGUUUUAGCCACUACUCUUUUUUAACAUGCUGCUCCUAGGACAUCUAAGAUAAGGAAGAGAAGAAAAAUCUCAGAGUCAGGGUGGCUUUUGGCACAAUGAGGAGCACAGACUGCAACUUAACCUUCUGCUGAAGGCAGCACUUCACUGCAAAAAGCCACAAGCUUUGUUUUUCAGAUCAAAAUGUGACAGUGGCAUCUCUAACGAGAUGAGGGGAAAACCACCCCACACGUAAUGAGAUCUGAUUUAUGGAACUCAUUGUAAAUAGUUUAAUAUGCAGGUUUGUACUAAUGUAUUACAUUUAACUUUGCCAAGAAUGUUUUACAUAAAUAUGAAGCUAUUAAAGCAUU